Hibiscus syriacus is the source of this 622-nucleotide messenger RNA. RefSeq names its product non-specific lipid transfer protein GPI-anchored 8-like. The record is from RefSeq and is a predicted model, not a curated record. Lineage: Eukaryota; Viridiplantae; Streptophyta; Magnoliopsida; Malvales; Malvaceae. The coding region runs from base 61 to 495 and encodes 144 amino acids. The transcript has 4 exons.
CAAGCCACUAGUCCCAGGGAAAAAGGUGUAAAAAAAAAAAAGUGGAACUGAAUUCCCCAGAUGGCUAAGUUCCUGAUCAUGGCGGUUCUUCUGGUGGCGGUGUCGACGGCAACUGUUACGGACGCGCAAGCAACUUGCGCGCAGAAGCUGGUGGGUUGUGCUGCUUACAUCAACAACGCCACCGUCAAACCCGGAGACGACUGCUGUAACCCUAUCAAAGAAGCGGUUAAAACGGAGCUUCCGUGCCUCUGCAACCUCUACAAGGACCCUAAUAUUCUCCCUUCUUUUCACGUCAACGUCUCGGAAGCUCUCAGGGUCUCUCGCGAAUGCGGCGUCCGUACUGAUCUAAGCAACUGCAACGCCACUUCUCCAACCUCUGCUCCGUCUCCACCAGGACGAGGACCUGUAAAUCAAAAUGAUGCUGGUGCUGACAGGAUAUCAUUGACUGGACUUACCCUCUUCUUCCUAGUCUUUAUCUCUGUAGCACUGUAUUGAAGCGAUAUCCAUUGGGAUAGGUUGAGGGGGUAUUAGUUUUAGAGUAUUCGUGUAAUGUAAUUGAUAAACUACGAAUUUGAGAUAUUUUAAACAUUGAUGGUAAAUUAGAACAGGAUGUGUUCUUCCA